CCGCUGGCUGUGUCAGUUUUGUGGUGACGUUCGUUGCGUACGGACGUGUUGCGCGGGGAACGUAUUGGCGGGAAUUCGCGUAUAAUCAUAUUUUAAUCAUUAAAACUUGUUCUUUUUUCAAAUUGUGAUGACAGGCACAUUGUCAUACGUACUCCGUGCGAUUGUUAUGACCACCCUGUAUUAUGUAUUGAUCAGUGUUUUCAAGGGAUUCAAACAAUACCUUGUGGGUGACAGUGUACAAUAACAUUGGAUUUGUUUGAGAUACCGCGAAGAACCGAAGUCACUGAUAUUACAAGAUGGCGGAUUUGGACCUCGUGAACAUAACAGAGGACAUAGACGCACUAGUGCAACAGAGUGAGCUGUCCAAGUUCUCUCCCGGUCUGCUGACGUUCGCGGCGGUGACGACAGGCGUGAUAAUGUCUGUCGGGCUUUUCGGCAACCUGCUGACCGUGGUAGCUCUCCUCAAGUGCCCCAAAGUGAGAAAUGUUGCUGCUGCGUUUAUUAUAAGUUUAUGCGUAGCUGACUUCCUGUUCUGCGCCAUGGUGCUCCCGUUCGCCAUAUCCGGCUUCUGGACCCGAACCUGGCCCCAUGGGGACGUGCUAUGCAAGCUGGUCCCAUUCCUGAGAUAUGGCAACGUUGGAGUGUCGUUGUUGAGCAUAGCGCUUAUCACUUUGAACAGGUACAUCAUGAUCGCGCACCACAGCUGGUACGGCCGCGUGUACAGGAAGCACAACAUCGCGCUCAUGAUCGUCUUCUCGUGGAUGUUCUCCUACGGCAUGCAGAUACCAACGCUCAUCGGGAUAUGGGGUAAAUUCGACUACGACGCAGAGUUAGGAACCUGCUCCAUAAUCCCAGAUGAGAACGGCAGAUCGGCAAAAACAGCACUCUUCGUCAUCGCUUUCAUAGUACCCGCUCUGCUCAUAUUCAUAUGCUACGCCAGGAUAUUCUGGGUGGUACACAGUUCAGAAGUCCGCAUGCGAGAGCACCAACGGACCCAGCACGCAAGCUCUGGCACUCUCAACAAUGGCGUCGAGAAGAGGUCAACUAUCAAGGACACUCGGGAGACGAAGGCGCGACGGAACGAGUGGAGAAUCACCAAGAUGGUGCUGGCCAUCUUCCUAUCAUUCCUCGUGUGCUACCUACCUAUCACUAUUGCGAAGGUCGCAGACAGCCACGUGCACUUUCCCGUGUUCCACGUGGCCGGCUACCUGCUGCUGUACGCGAGCGCGUGCGUGAACCCCAUCAUCUACGUCAUCAUGAACGCGCAGUACCGCGCCGCGUACGCCGCCGCGCUGUGCUGCCCGCGCAUCCCCGGCCUCACCAGCGAAAUGGAACGAGCGUCACGGGUACAGCUUCAGCAACACACGAACGGUGCUCAGUCAGGUGUCCCUGGGCGAGUCCAGGGCAGACCCUCGGGGCUCGACGUCAGGGCCAGGAAGAUAGGGAUAGGAUCCCAAGGACCCAGCUCACACAUCGAGCUGCGCACGGAGACGGUCACCACCGGCAUAGAGAAGAACCUCUCCAAGUUCACCAGGUUCGAAAUGGACCAAGACUCCCACAGAUGCUGACAUGCCGCUAACGCAUGACGACACCAAAGAUUUUUUUUAUUUAAACUUUUUAAGAGAUUUUUUUAUUAUUUUGCAUUUGCAAUAGAUACUCUUAAUUUGUAUCCGUCCUGCUCUAGCGGCAUGUUAGUAUUUUGUACGUUUGUAAAUAAUUUUAAGUGCCUUAUUAGUGUAAGUUAUUUUAAUAAUUAGACAAUUGAAAUGAAUUUUGAAUGGCUCGAAUAUUUAUUAUCUGACAAAUUUAUUUAUUUUUAAUUUGUACUAUACUACUUACGAAUCUAAUGCAAAAUUGUAAAGAAUAGGUAAGCAUGAUAGAAAAUAAUUAAUACCGUAUAAGAUACACAUACGCUCAAGAAUAGUAGAGUGCAGUAUACAAUCAGUAUUCGUUAAAAGUGUUGCCACUUUUAAGAUGCUUCUAAUAAUAUAAAUAAAGGUUGGUGUGUUCAAUAAAAUAAUUUUAUGUUAUUGCGACUUUUAAAGUUACCUCAUAAAUAAUUUCAUUGUAAAUUCUGUAUUCUGGGUGUACAUAAUGCAAGUAACUUUUACACAAUAUUGAUUGUCACCAUAAUGAUUAUGAAAAAAAUAUGUUCUACCUAAUGAGUACAGUUCGACAA
Messenger RNA from Aricia agestis (brown argus), 2179 nucleotides. RefSeq names its product G-protein coupled receptor moody (gene moody). Gene Ontology annotation, cellular component: membrane. Gene Ontology annotation, biological process: G protein-coupled receptor signaling pathway. The record is from RefSeq and is a predicted model, not a curated record. NCBI's taxonomy places the organism in Eukaryota, Metazoa, Arthropoda, Insecta, Lepidoptera, Lycaenidae. Bases 297 to 1568 code for a protein of 423 amino acids. Gene Ontology annotation, molecular function: G protein-coupled receptor activity. The transcript is spliced from 10 exons.